Recurvomyces mirabilis is the source of this 819-nucleotide messenger RNA. RefSeq lists its product as uncharacterized. The coding region runs from base 1 to 819 and encodes 272 amino acids. The record is from RefSeq and is a predicted model, not a curated record. NCBI's taxonomy places the organism in Eukaryota, Fungi, Ascomycota, Dothideomycetes, Mycosphaerellales, Teratosphaeriaceae. The transcript has a single exon.
AUGGCCUUUACUCAAGCGGCGACCAUCCCUUGGACCCGGAUCAAAGCCCUCUCCUUCGACAUCUUCGGCACGUUAGUAGACUGGGAAACCGGCAUCGAUAGUACCGCCCGUGCCACAGCCCUGGGUCCCUACCUCCCAGAACGCAAGCAAUUCAUGCAGGCUCUAGGCAAAAUUGACACCGUGGUCCAGAGGAACAACCCAACGAUGCUUCAAAGCGACGUCAUAGCCGAGGGACUUCGCCAAUAUGCAAAACAGAUCAACGUUGUUCAAGACGGCAUAUUGACUCAGGACCAGGUCGAGCAGGCCUGCAAAGAUUACGGCUCCAAGAUCGGCACCUAUGAAGCCUUUCCCGAUACCGAAGACGCAAUCCAACGAUUAUCAAAACACUACAAACUCAUCCCCUUGACAAACGUGGACAACAAAUCCUUCGCUGGAACCAUGAGCCAUGCUCUCAAGGGCUGCCACUUCGACGCCAUCUACACAGCCGAAGACAUCGGCUCAUACAAACCCGAUCCCAAGAACUUCCACUACCUCCUUGAUCACCUGAAAUCGGACUUCGGCGUCGAGAGGGGCGAUCUGGUGCAUGUGGCGCAGUCGCUUUUUCAUGAUCAUGGACCUGCCCGGGAUUUCCAGUUGCAGAGUGUGUGGGUCAAUCGACAGGGGUCAAGAAUAGGGGCGCAGCAUGAUGGUUCGUGGGUUGGUGCACAUGGUGAGGGGAGUGAGAAGGGUGAGCAGGAUGUUUAUGCUUUUCAACUUGAGGUGAAGAGUUUGGGGGAGUUGGCUGCGAUUGUUGAUGCGGCUUUUGGGGUGAAGUCAUGA